Paramuricea clavata is the source of this 4701-nucleotide messenger RNA. The record is from the annotation of a GenBank genome assembly. Lineage: Eukaryota; Metazoa; Cnidaria; Anthozoa; Malacalcyonacea; Plexauridae.
UCAGGUCGAAGCUUGCAGAGCUCCAUGGAAACAUGUUUGUAGAAAAAUGUGAAAAUUGUGGCAAGCAAUAUCUGUUUGGGAAUCCAGUGACUACUCUGGGGUUAAAGAGAACUGGAAAACUGUGUUUGAAAGGAGGCAGAAGAGGAAAAUGCAGGUCAGCAUUUUCCUGAUACUUUAUAAAAUUUUAGAAAAUCAGAUGUUUGCUGAACAAAAUCCAAAUACUUACCAUUUUGAACUAUGUUCACACUAUAUCAGAGCGAAAUAAUGACGCCACGUUUUAAGGCCGUUUUCCACUAGGCGGAAUUUUCCGCGCGGAGCGGAAUUUCUCUUUGUUUUGUGAUUUCUCGGGUGGAACUAAUUAAAAAAGACAAAGAGAAAUUCUGCUCCGCACGGAAAAUUCCGUCUAGUGGAAAGCGGCCUUUACGUUUUAUACUGUUUAAAUAUUGACAAUGUUUUGGGCAUUUUUAUAUCCCGGCUAAAAUCCAGGUCGGAAACCCGGGAUAUUUUUGUUAGACCCAAUCUUGAUUGGUAAUUAUUGAUUAAUUUUUAAAUUCAGGGGUAAACUUUGUGACACAAUCUUAGACUGGGAAGACUCGCUUCCAGUUGAUGAUCUGGCUGCAUCCGAACAGCAUUCAAGGUAUAGACAUUUAUCUGUGCAAGACUUAUUCCUAAUCAGACAAUGUGUCUAGUGAACCCAUUGCACCCUAAUGCGCCCAACUUUAAUGUUUCACUCUGUCUAAUGCCAGACAAUUUUACUCUGUCUAACACCUGAUUAUUUUACUCUCUCCAAUGUCAGGGAGAGAUCGCUAGUGUUCAAUGGAUUAAUCAGACAAUCUGAUUGGUCACAGUUAAACUCAGUAGAUUCUGAUUGGCUGAGUUCAAAGGUCAACAAAGUUUUGACUUUCAAUAAGCAAAUCACAUCACGCUCAGGAAUUGCCGUUAUUCUCAAGUCCUUGUUGCAUUUCAUUUGUUCAACUGGAUAUCAUAUUUAUCUGUCAUACAUUUAGAAACAUUUUUGCAUCAAAAAAGUACAAAGUUCGUUCAUAUUUAAGUCCAGUCACUCAGAAUCCAUUACGUUCAAUUAUGACCAAUUAGAAUCUCAAAAAGCUAGUUUAGUUACUACCAUUUGCAAGUACGUAUAACUGUGAACGUUAUUCCAUGUUUAUAUAUCAAGUUUGGGUAUUUCGUUUGAUAGAACUGAAUGAAGAUGGCUUUUUAGUAGGUGGAAUUUGUGAACGGACAUUUAUAUACAAAUUUAACAACUCUUCUUUCAUUUAGACAAGCAGAUGUAUCCGUCUGUCUCGGCACAUCUUUACAAAUUAACCCAAGUGGUAAUCUUCCUGCCCAAACUGUAAAACAUGGUGGAAAACUGGUCAUCAUCAAUUUACAGAAAACUAAACAUGUAUGUACUGUUAUAGUACAAGUAUAGGAAAAAUAUUUUUGUGGGUGGAUUCUAGGAAUGUUCGGUAUAUGAAUUUUCCGGUAUCGGUAUACCGGGAAAAUUAUACCGAUAUUAUUGGUAUACCGGUUUUUCGCCUUUUAAAUUACAUAGGAAAAUUCCUUAGUGGAAAUUUGAAGGAAAUUUUGAUUUUGAAGAAUUUCAAAAGUAGAAACACCGUUUAUGAUAAUUUCGAAGCUGUUGUCAUUGUUUUUAACACGAAAUGUCUACUUCUUUUACUUUGCAUUUGAGUAAAACAAAAACUGAUGAUUUCGCCAUAUGCAUGGUGUCUGUGUAAAUUUGAUACAGUAUACCGAAAAAUUCCGAUAUAUCGGAAAUUUCGGUAUAUCGGUAUGACUGAAAAACUCAAACCGAUAAACCGAUAUUGGUUUCAAUACCGAUAUUUGCGGUAUGUCGGUAUACCGAACAUUCCUAGUGGGGAUUCAUAGUUUUGCAAUUUCUCCCAGUUAAGUAAGUAAACGCAAACCUUGAACAAUUACAUUUACAAUCCAACGUUUCAACACUCCAGUUUAGUCAGACAUAUUUCUCUACUCUGGUUUAAUGAUUGCAAUCCCCGAAGAAAUUACAUUCAUGAUCCAACGUUUCAACACUCCAGUCUAGUGUCUUCAUGCAACCAGAUAUAAUAUCAGAUAUGUUUCUCUACUCUGGUAUAAUGAUUGCAAUCCCUGAAGAAAUUACAUUCACGAUCCAACGUUUCAACACUCCAGUCUAGUGUCUUCAUGAGUUCAUGCAACCAGGUAUAAUAUCGGAUAUGUUUCUCUACUUUGGUUUAAGUGAAUGAAUGUUAUCCCCGAACAAAUUACGUUAACGACCCAAAGUUUAGUGUCUUCAUUAUAUAGGUGUGAAUGUGUAAUCUAAAGUCGCAAAGUAGCUCCUUAAAUACUCGAGGAGCCGUCGCGUUGCGAUCUUCGAUCACUCCUGAUGAAGACACUAGACAGGAGUGUUGAAACGUUGGGUUGUGAAUGUAAUUUGUUCGGGGACUGCAUUCAUUUACUUCAACCAGAGUAGCGAAUCAUGUGUGAUAUUAUACCUGGUUGCAUGAAGACACUAGACUGGAGUGUUGAAACGUUGGGUAUUUACUUCAACCAAAGUACCAAAGUAGCGACAAAAUGUCUGAUAUUCUGUCUGAUGUCUGGUCAAAUUCUCAUCCAUGAAAAACCUUUAAACUUGUUCUGCCGAGCAAGUUGCUCUUAGAUUAUUAUUAAAUGUACACAUGCACGUAAAAACGCACAAGUAAUUGUUACAGGUCUAGCUGCAAACAAGUUGUUACAAAUCUGUUCACAAACUGUGGACAAGUCGUGUUUGCACUGCUGAUGGCAUUAUUAGACUUGUUACAAGGUUGUUCUAACAAGUCUGAUACAGUCAUGAUGUACCAAGAAUUUUACAAGGUUGCAACAAUAUUGUUAUAUCAUGACUGUUUCGGAUUUGUUGUCUAUGGUUGGAACGACCUUGCAACAAGUCUGAUAAUAUGAAUUUUUCUGUGUUGGUGUUGUGUACUCAGGUGAAUAAUAUGUUUGCGAUGUUACUCUGAGUGCAUGCAGAGUGCAUGCAUCUCUUGCGAUGUUACUAUAAGUCUGAUAAUAUCAACAAAGUUGUUACAACUGUUAAUAAGUUGUUCCAUUGUUGACAACUCGGGACAAACAGUGCGAAUACAACUUGUUGACGGCUUGUUGGCAGACUUGCUACAAGAUGUGAGGUUUUUGCGUGUGUAUAAAUGCUUCUCGUCGGUUAAAACUAGUUGUUCAUUUUCACAGGACAAGAAAGCGUGCCUGGUGAUCCAUGGUUAUGUAGACCGUGUCGUGGAAGGUCUUGCAAGACAUCUAAACAUGACAAUACCGCCUUAUGUUCCAUUAUCACCUUUCAAAGACACAGACGCCCCUCCAGUUAUAAUGGCUCCUGUAAAAUACGAAAAUACGGACCUAGCCAACUAUGAAGAGGACAGUAAGCUCAAAAAAGAUACCUUAAAAAAAUCGUAUGUUGAUACAAAUCCUAUCCAAUCAAGUAAUGUAGAAAAACCAAUCGAUAUGCAAGUACAAGUAAGUGAGUCUAGACUAGAGGAAUUAAGGUCGGCUAUAAAGACUACGGAAGGUAAACUGUUUACUGUUGAAAGUACUCAGGCCCAAUUGAAAUCCUCUACUCUAUCUAAUCAACUUAGCGUAAACGAUUUGUACAAUACAUUUGGCGAUUCAAGUCCCGUGCAAUCAAAGGAUUGCUCUGCAAAGCUUCAACAUGAACAAGCCGAAGUCAGUGAGGAUGUGAAGAUAAAACACGAGGAUUUAGAAUCGAGCGUCCGUGAAUUACAAUGCCCUGCAGUGCCAAUGAAAAAGACCAAAUAUAACCACAACGCGGCUUUUUAAACUCUUUGUUUUUGUGAAGAGCUGCAUGGUGGCUGGAAUACGAUUUCUCCCACGCGGCUGCAGAGUAUAUUUCAAUAUUUUUUGCUGCGAAGAAGAUUCGAAGUUGCAGACCGUUGUCGGUUUGUCAGGAUUCGUGGAAAUGCGAAGCUUUCGGGAAUCUCCACACGGAUUUAGGUUUUAUGCAUUUUUUAGAAUGGGUUAUUGUCGGUCGCUUUGAAAAGCAACCAGAAGUCGACAAUAUAGUAGAGACGCGCAACAGAAACAUGCUGCAUAUUUGCGUGGCCGUUCUUGUUUUGUCAAGUGAUUGACCGCGAUUGGAAAUUGCGUCCACAAAUUAGCAUCUAUAAAACGAGGAUGAUGCGUAUAGCUUGUACUGCUGAAUAUUAAUCGCGGGCAUAUGUGAUGUCGUAUGGUCACCACACCUCUCGUGAGAAGAUAGAAACCAUAUGGUGCUUCGAAUUUUUGCUUCUGUUAGCUUUUUAACAGUUAUAGUCGAUACAUGUGGCUAAGACAAGACUACUGUGUAGAGAAUUGUACGUACGGUGCCUCUUGAAUUUAAGUCAUCUUCUUUCUUCUGAGGAUGACUUAAAUUAACAGUCGAAACGGUAAAGAAUGAAAAUGUUUACAAUUUUCUGAGUGUCCACUGUUAUAUAUAACCGCAAUUUUUAUACAUAGACAAAACUACUCACAAUGUAACGAUGGGGGUUUUACAUUUUUAAUAUCAUAUGUUCUUUUUUAGAAAAUAAUAUAAUUCUUGCUAUAUAUUUAUUACCGCAUGACAAUGUGUAUAUAACCACGUGUUCAACACUCAAUAAAUAUAGUCAUAUGUAUUAUAACAUAACCAUUAACAAGCUUUUAAAAUAUUACAAUAAAAAUUGGUUCAUG